Miscanthus lutarioriparius is the source of this 474-nucleotide messenger RNA. The record is from the annotation of a GenBank genome assembly. NCBI's taxonomy places the organism in Eukaryota, Viridiplantae, Streptophyta, Magnoliopsida, Poales, Poaceae.
AUGGCGAUGGCGGCGGCGAGCUCCGAGUGCAGCAGCGGCUGCCAGUCCGGCUGGACAACCUACCUCGACGACCACACUUCCUCCUACUCCUGCGGCACCGCGCGGUUCCAUCACGGCAAGGCGCGGCAGCCGUACUACUGCGACUACUCGGAGGAGGACGACCUGUCUAUGAUCUCCGACGCCUCCUCCGGCCCGCGCCAGCAGAGCUCCGCCGGCAACGACGUCGAAGGUGGGGCCGCCGCGGCGAUGAACUCGGGGGAGGACAAUGGCUAUGGCGGCGCCGACGCCCGGAUGACAGAGAUCGGCAAUGCCGCCGACUUCUCCUACGCCUUCUCCACCACGACGGGAUUCAAGGCUCCCUUAAAUGGAGCUGCUUUGAGCGGCUACAUGCAAAUGCAGUACUCCCCGGCUCCCGUCAAGCCGAUGCCCAGAAGACAGGUGUGCAGAGAUGCGUCGGAGAAGAAGAGGUGGUGA